UUUCCGUAACCUGAAGCAACAGCCUCUUGAGUCUCCAUAAAAAAGGCGGGAACUAGUCAACAGGCAGGGAAAUGAUGGGACGCAUUCAUGUGCACAUCCCGCCCAUUUCAGUCUUUGAUUGGUAGGUAUCUCUGGCUCGUGGUAGAGGAGCCCGCCUUAUUGGCUGUCAGUAGCCUGAGGGCGGGUCGCGACACGGGUCCCACUCCUUCCUCCCUCGUUCCAGCUGCCGACGUGGGACUGGCAGCCGCUGGCGGUUAGGGACCGCCGUGUGGGUGCCGAGUGGCAGGUGGUGAUGGGGGUGCUGCGGCUGCUGGCUGUGGCCCUCACCUGCUGCUGGUGGCCGCUGGGCGGCCAGGGUAAAACGCUGCGAGGCAGCUUCAGCAGCGCCGCGGCCCGAGACGCUCAGGGCCAGAGCAUCGGCCACUUCGAGUUCCACGGUGACCAUGCUCUUCUGUGUGUCAGAAUCAACAACAUAGCAGUUGCUGUUGGAAAAGAAGCUAAACUCUACCUGUUCCAAGCCCAGGAAUGGCUAAAGCUGCAGGAAAGCAGUCAUGGUUACAGUUGUAGUGAAAAAUUAUCCAAAGCUCAGUUGACGAUGACCAUGAACCAGACUGAACAUAAUCUGACAGUGUCCCAGAUUCCAUAUCCACAAUCAUGGCACAUGUUUUAUGCAGACAAGUAUACGUGCAAAGAUGACAAUGAGAAUUAUCAGGUGGAAGAUAUAUCAUUUGAAAUGAUGUUACUAAACCCCGAUGCUGAAGGAAAUCCACUUGAUCAUUUUAGUGCUGGAGAAUCUGGGUUACAUGAGUUCUUUUUCCUCCUAGUCCUAGUGUACUUUGUGAUUGCUUGCAUUUAUGCUCAAUCAUUGUGGCAGGCUAUUAAGAAAGGAGGACCCAUGCACAUGAUUUUAAAGGUUCUGACAACUGCAUUGCUGUUACAAGCUGGUUCAGCUUUAGCUAAUUACAUUCAUUUCUCCAGUUACUCCAAAGAUGGAAUAGGGGUACCUUUUAUGGGAAGUUUGGCAGAAUUUUUUGACAUCGCUUCUCAAAUUCAAAUGUUAUACCUACUUCUGAGUCUAUGCAUGGGCUGGACAAUAGUCAGAAUGAAAAAGUCUCAAAGCAGACCUCUCCAGUGGGAUUCUACUCCUGCAUCCACUGGCAUUGCCGUAUUCAUUGUCAUAACACAGAGUAUUUUGCUGCUUUGGGAACAGUUUGAAGAUACCAGUCCUCACAGCUACCAUUCACACCACAAUUUAGCAGGGAUCCUUCUAAUCAUAUUAAGAAUUUGCCUAGCGUUGUCAUUAGGCUGUGGACUCUACCAGAUCAUCACAGUGGAGAGAAGUACACUAAAAAGGGAGUUCUACAUCACAUUUGCCAAAGGCUGUAUCUUAUGGUUUUUAUGCCAUCCAGGUCUUGCAUGCAUUUCUGUCAUGUUUAAUGACUACCAAAGAGAUAAGGUUAUUAUAAUAGGUGUUAUCCUUUGCCAGUCUGUUUCCAUGGUUAUUCUCUACAGACUUUUUCUAUCCCACAGUCUAUACUGGGAAGUUUCUUCGCUCUCCUCAGUGACAUUACCACUGACCAUAUCAUCUGGACACAAAAGUCGGCCUCAUUUCUGAUACUUGAUUUUCUUUAAAGGAAAAGUGAGUUGACUCAACAGAGUGCAAUAAGGAUCCAAAUAUAGUGACUUUUUUUUUCAUACUUUUGGUAUGAAAAAUUGAACAGAGAAAGCAGAGCAUGUUAUUUAUACAACUGCAUUUAAGCAGUACAAAAACUGAAAAAGGUAAUAAAUGAAAUGUUUUGAAAUAUAUUUAAUAAACUUUCAAGAAAGAACGUUGUUAUAAGGUGAUUUAUGCAUUUCCCACAUGGAAAUAAAGAUGAAAAAGAAUUUGGUAUUUUCAUAAGAAACUCCCUACUUAUAACACUUCAUCUUAUAUCAAUAGUUAACUCAGGUUUAAUAGUCUUAUAAAAAGUAAUCAGUUAAAUGAUUAUUUGCUUAUACAUAUCUAAACUAUAAUUAUGAAAUCAGUGUAGUACACUGAUUAAAAACUCUUCACUUUAUGCAUAAAGGAAAAUGCAUUUCAUAUUAUAGUUUAAAGUGAAAAUGGAAUUCAGAAAAUGAAUGUAAAGUAUAUUCAUAGUUAAAUGAAUAAUUUUUUAUUUGUGGGUGGGAUUUUUCUCCAUUUUCUUCUAUCACUUUGUCUCUAGUUACAGGUUUUAGUUUGAUUGGCAAAGGUUUUUGACAGAUAAUUUAUGAAAAAUAAAAUUAGAUACAUUACAUAUGUUUUAAGGACAAAGGAUUUUAAAAUGUGAGCAUUUAGGUGAAGGGACAAGCAUGUUUACAUGUUUAAAAAGAAAGAAGAAAAAGGUACUGUGUGAUAUGGUACUAAAUAUGGUACUAAAAUUUUAAUCCUGAUAUAAUUCAUUUCUCAUACAUUGAAUCCCCAGUCAUAAUUAAGCCAUGUACACAGAUUAAAUUAACAGAAGCAUUUCACAUAAAUGUUGGUUUCAGUCAUCAACUACCCAUGAAUUCCUGCCCAACGAUUCUUAAUCAGGAUUAAAUUUUCAAUGAAUAAUUGAAAAACAAAAUACUCACUGGAUUUGUUAUAAUCCAUAUUGGCACUGGAUUCUAAGUUGUUGCCAUCUUGAAUCCUUUGUCAUAAAGCCAUAUUUUUUUGUAUAUGUGAGGCCCCAGUAUUGAGUAUGCUAGCUGAAAAGUGCUCUAUCAAGUGCCUGUUUAAAGAAUUGCUAAAUGGUUGUCGAUACCUGCUGUAUAAAGUGAGGAUUCCCAUUAAUAGUCACCGAUUGGAAAUGGUUCUGUUUCUGUUUGUUAGAUUAUUUAAGUCUUUUCAUUCUGACCUCUGGCUUACUUUUUAAAAAUUUUUAAAUCUACUUUGAGAGGUAUUACAUUUUUAAGCAAGAAACUGUGCACUGAUCUGGUAAUUAAACUUUUUAAUUAAAUAGUUAUAAUAACAUAAUACAACUUAAAAAUAUCUAUAGCUUCAUUUUUGUUUUUCCCUUAAACCUAGUCUCGUUGGAAAUGAAUAGUGUUCUGUUUUAUUUUAAAGACAAAAUGUAUAUGUUUGUAACUAGCAAAAUGGCAAAGUGGUAAAGUUCAGCCUGCUCAUUAAAUCAUCUCUAACA
Messenger RNA from Pteropus alecto (black flying fox), 3140 nucleotides. RefSeq names its product G protein-coupled receptor 180 (gene GPR180). The coding region runs from base 293 to 1615 and encodes 440 amino acids. NCBI's taxonomy places the organism in Eukaryota, Metazoa, Chordata, Mammalia, Chiroptera, Pteropodidae. The record is from RefSeq and is a predicted model, not a curated record. Gene Ontology annotation, biological process: G protein-coupled receptor signaling pathway; response to pheromone. The transcript is spliced from 9 exons.